Molecule: messenger RNA, 916 nt
Organism: Antrostomus carolinensis (chuck-will's-widow)
Lineage: Eukaryota; Metazoa; Chordata; Aves; Caprimulgiformes; Caprimulgidae
Product: glutathione S-transferase
Exons: 6
Coding region: 16-684 (222 amino acids)
Biological process (GO): glutathione metabolic process; xenobiotic metabolic process
Molecular function (GO): glutathione transferase activity
Source: RefSeq, a predicted model, not a curated record
AAGAACGCUGAAAUCAUGGCGGGGAAACCCAAGCUGCACUACACCAAGGGAAGGGGGAAGAUGGAGUCAAUCCGAUGGCUGUUAGCAGCAGCCGGGGUUGAGUUUGAAGAGGAAUUCAUAGAAACAAAGGAAGACCUAGAAAAAUUACGCAACGAUGGAGUCCUGUUGUUCCAGCAAGUGCCUAUGGUGGAGAUUGAUGGGAUGAAGAUGGUGCAGACUAGAGCCAUCCUCAGCUACAUAGCAGCAAAGUACAACCUCUAUGGGAAGGACCUGAAGGAGAGAGCCUGGAUUGAUAUGUACGUGGAGGGAACAACAGACCUGAUGGGAAUGAUCAUGUAUCUCCCUUUUCAACCAGCUGACACAAAAGAAAAGAAUCUUGCCUUAAUCAUUGAACGAGCUACAACCAGGUACUUUCCUGUUUAUGAAAAGGCCUUAAAAGACCACGGGCAUGAUUAUCUUGUUGGCAACAAAUUAAGCUGGGCAGACAUCCACCUUCUGGAAGCCAUUUUAAUGGCAGAAGAAUGUAAGCCUGACAUACUGUCUGCAUUCCCUCUGCUACAGGCUUUUAAAGGAAGAACGAGCAACAUUCCAACAAUCAAAAAAUUCUUGCAGCCUGGCAGCCAGAGGAAGCCACCAACAGAUGAGAAGUUUGUUGCUGUUGUGAGGAAAAUAUUCAAUAUCUAAUCACGUGGCUGCUGAACAUAACACAACUGUAGUAUAUUAGUAUAUAAGAGCUGUGCCUUAUAAGUGUAAACUGCAUAGAUGUAUUCUAUAGCUUGAAUUAUAUACCCAGUCACAUGGUAAUCAUUAAAACACAAUACACCUUUAAAUUAGAGUAAAAGGCUGAUCUGGACCUGUUGAGUCCAGAAAGUGGUAUUUCAUGGAACAAUUACAUGAAAUAAAAUACGUUGAUACU